Messenger RNA from Cantharellus anzutake, 1840 nucleotides. RefSeq names its product MFS general substrate transporter. Lineage: Eukaryota; Fungi; Basidiomycota; Agaricomycetes; Cantharellales; Hydnaceae. Gene Ontology annotation, molecular function: transmembrane transporter activity. Gene Ontology annotation, cellular component: membrane. The transcript is spliced from 16 exons. The record is from RefSeq and is a predicted model, not a curated record. Gene Ontology annotation, biological process: transmembrane transport. Bases 46 to 1545 code for a protein of 499 amino acids.
CUUUGAACUCCCCACCUCUUCUCUCACCCCCACUCAGGCGCUGCAAUGGACAAGCCAAGAGUCGCAAAUGUCGGCGCAGAGGAGCCCGACUUUAGUGGCAAGAAGCAUCGUGACAGCACUGGUGCAAGUGUCAAUGGCGCCCACCUGGUGGAGGGCAGCGUCGAUCUAGCCGCAGCUCGACGAGCUCGUGUCAAAAUUGAUCUUGUUGUCCUUACGACGUCAACUGUCAUCUACUUCCUGAACUUUAUCGAUAAAACAAACCUAGGGAAUGCUGCAAAGGCAGGGCUUUUGAAAGAUCUCAAAAUGUCCUCGUAUCAAUUUUCCGUCGUUCUGAGCGUUUUCUUUGUACCCUAUCUACUUGUGGAGACGUUCUCCAACUUUUUGUUUAGGAGGAUUGGAGCCCGUAUAUUUAUACCUACCCUUGUUGUCGCAUGGGGCCUGGUCGAGACAUUCCAAGGUUUCGUCACAUCCUACCGUGGAUUAAUCGUUUGUCGUCUAUUCCUAGGGCUGACCGAAGGGCCCCUGAUUCCGGCGCUCGUCUUAUAUCUGUCGGAGUUUUACAAACGCCACGAGUUGCAGAAAAGGAUAGCUACGUUGUUCAGUGCUACGAGCCUUGCGGGCGCAUUUUCUGGACUUUUGGCUUACGCUAUCGUUCAUCUUGACGGAAAAGGUGGCAAACCCAGCUGGAGCUGGAUCUUCUUCUUAGAAGGUAUCUUUACUGUCGUAUUUGGUGUCGCCUCCUACUUUUGGCUACCAGAGGAUAUUUUGAGUGCUACCUUUAUGACGGAAGAAGAAAAAUUCGCAUACACUCGUACAAUCCAAGAAGACACGGCUUUUAGCACGAUGGAUGAUGUAUUCCGGUUCUCGACCGUGUGGUCGACUCUCACAGCACCUCAUAUGCUAUUCCUAUCCAGUGCCGGAUUCAUUAUUGGUUAUCUUUUCUAUGGAUUAGCGUACUUCCUCCCGGCCGUAGUGGGGAGUCUAGGCUACUCCCCCGCUAAAACUCAGCUUUAUGGAGUCCCUCCAUUCACCUGCGGGUUUAUUUUGAGCAUGGUGGCCGCAUAUUUUAGCGACAAAUAUCGUUGCAGGGGACCAAUUGCGAUUGGCUCCAGCUUCAUCACUCUGGCAGGUUUCAUCAUGAUGUACCAGAGCACAAAUGUCCAUGUGAGGUAUGGCUCGGUAUUCGCCCAAGUGAUUGGCUUGUCUAUCACCCUUCCUUGUGCGGUUACGUGGGUCCCAAAUAAUUUCUAUCCUCACUACCGCCGUGCCACAGCUCUCGCACUUGCAAUCAUCAGCAGCAGCUCUGGAGCGAUAUUAGGAACGUGGAUGUACCACGAUGCCCCUCGGUUCCACAAAACAACGAAGCUCAACAUCAGCUGCACUGUUGCAUUUAUCGUAGAUGUAUGCCUGGCACUCGGCUAUUUUCAUUACAAGAACUUGCGGAAGGCCGAGGAGCGCAGAUUACACGGUAACGGCGCAGACGACGAUAUUGAAGAAAAGCUGAGGCUGGGUGACAGACACCGAGACUUCAUAUAUACUCUGUGACCUUGGCCUGGUUCAAGCAAGUUUGUUGCGAUCUUGUACACGUGUAUUUUUUUUGAAAUUUCUUGUUUCUUGGUACGCUGUGGACCGUCCAUUGAGUCCCGUCGGACCCAUACUUCUUGCGCAUGGGCAUUUCCAUGAAGGAUUGCUUUUGGCAUCCAUGUUGAUGAAUGCAGUCGAGGAUGGCUUACAUCAAGCCACCUCGCGCGAUUUUUUUUCUUUCCUCUUCUCCUCAGUUCACGUCUUUGGAACUGAGGUGAGGUUGCCUUUCAUCACUUAGGAUGUAGUAGCCUAAUUA